GGCAGGUUGUGGUUCCACUCAGGGCUCGCGCCGCCCUUGUCCACGGAUUAUUCAGACGGGAUUCAAAUCACUGCUGACAGCAGCACGCGCCGGCCCUUCCGACGAUUGGACGCCGCGGUUAUUCCCGAAACCUGCCGAGCGCGAGGCUGUCUGCUCUGGAAAACAGCCGCGCGUCCACCUGCACGAGACCCCCAUCACAGCAGCCGCCGCCGCCGCAUCGGGGAUAUUUCCAUUUCCAUCCGUUGUCCCGGAAUCACGCCUGAUUCCCAGAAGACUGACCGCUGACAGGGCUGCGGGACAGAAUGUGGACCGGCCUUUUGGUGUCGUUCAGUCCCGAACCGGGCUGCGCGUGGAUGUGACCUAGCCUCGGUACGCUAGCUCGGUAACCGUUUUGUCGUGAGCAGAAGCUCGUGGGCUGUUUCGGUAUGUUAAAGCAUUUACAGAAUAACAACCAUGAGAUUUCCGGCGCCCUGACUGGAACAAUGCGAAAGGAAAUGCGGCGGCGGAGCCAGAGGGUUUCAGAAAGCCAACAGGAGACGGUCCACAGGGCGUCUGGUGAUGUCUGUCAGCUCCAACAAAGAUGACUUUACUAAUGCGACGGGUGGACAUUUGAGAAGAAAAGCAGGAUCUGACACAGCCUGGGAUUCCACACACUAGAGCCCUGGGAAUGGGGCUGAGCCACAUUCCGUGGGCUGUCACCGGGACUGGGAUUUAGGCUACAGGCGACUGACACGAGCUAAUGUGGAAAACAGGGAGACAUGACAUGCACAAAAAAGAGGAUUUUUUUUUUUUAAACUCUUUGUUUUUUUAAACGGAGUCCGCAACAGGCUUCAGUAAACACCUUUUAGAACAGACUUGGACCCUUGACAAAUACGUCAUUGCACCGUCAGGGGCUGGUGUCCUCUAGAUUUAUUAAUUGUUUCCUGCUAUUUAUUAUUUAUCUGUGUUGGAAGAAUCAGGUGGAUUUGGUGUAGACCGCAACAGGCGGCCUCCUGCCUCAGUCUGGAGAACAGGCAGCCCACAGCAGGAAGAAAUGUUACAAGAAGGAACAACAACAGGGAACGGCUCUGUGAAGAGCUUCAGGGACAGGCAGCUACUGCAAUUUGUGAGAACCAGCCACACACCACAUCAAGGCUCUGGGAGUGGACUGGGAGCUGAGACGUCAUAACACACCAACCAAAGGGACCCUGCUCGAAAUGGGGCAAUGUGGGCUGAAGUGUUUGUGUUCCAUGUGAACUGCACAGAGGAAGCAACCACGAGGACGAAGGAACAACCAGUAGACGGAGGAGGCAGCGGAGAAGUGGUGGCUUUGGCUUGUGAAAAAAGGGUGGUAUGGGAGGGGGGGCCUUCGAGAUGGCGACAGGAAAUGAAAGCAGCGAGGGGCCUGGUGGAGCCAUGGCAGCAGUGGUAGCUACCACAGGGGGGAUGAUAGUGGAAAGUCCCUCCUCAGCUGUCUCUACUUAUAUCAAACUGGUGCUACUGGGACUGAUCAUCUGCAUUAGUCUGGUGGGUAACCUGGUGGUAUCUCUACUGGUACUACGGGACCGGGCCCUGCACAAGGCGCCUUAUUACUUCUUGUUGGACCUGUGCCUGGCAGAUACAAUUCGCUCCGCCAUCUGCUUCCCUUUUGUCCUGGUGUCUAUAAAGAAUGGCUCAGCCUGGACCUACAGUGUGCUGAGCUGUAAGGUGGUGGCCUUCAUGGCAGUGCUCUUCUGCUUCCAUGCCGCUUUCAUGCUGUUCUGUAUAAGCGUAACACGCUACAUGGCUAUUGCGCACCACCGCUUUUACUCCAAGCGUAUGACAUUCUGGACAUGUGUGGCGGUGGUGUGCAUGGUGUGGACCCUGUCUGUGGCGAUGGCUUUCCCUCCUGUUUUUGAUGUGGGCACCUACAAAUUUAUUCGCGAGGAGGACCAGUGUAUAUUUGAGCAUCGAUACUUCAAGGCUAACGAUACGCUAGGUUUUAUGCUAAUGCUAGCUGUGCUCAUAUUAGCUACUCAUGUUGUCUACAUGAAGUUACUCCUUUUUGAGUACAAGCACCGCAAGAUGAAGCCAGUCCAAAUGGUACCAGCCAUCAGCCAGAACUGGACCUUCCACGGGCCGGGGGCCACUGGUCAGGCAGCAGCCAACUGGAUCGCUGGUUUUGGCAGGGGCCCGAUGCCACCCACUCUGCUAGGAAUUCGGCAGAACUUGCACAACCAGAACAGGCGCUUAUUGGGUAUGGAGGAAUUUAAAGCAGAGAAGCAACUUGGCAGGAUGUUCUACGUGAUCACCCUGCUCUUCCUGGUGCUCUGGUCUCCCUACAUAGUGGCUUGUUAUUGGCGGGUGUUUGUCAAGGCUUGCACAAUACCACACCGGUACCUUUCCACCACUGUGUGGAUGAGUUUUGCCCAAGCCGGCGUCAACCCUAUUGUCUGUUUCUUCCUUAACAAAGACUUGAAGAAAGGGCUCCUUUCCUAUCUACCAGCCUGCUGCAGGACUAAACCUCAUUUGCCACGAGAGCCUUAUUGUGUCAUGUAAGCAGAGAUUCUGAUCAAAAACCAAGGGCCAACCAAAUGAUGGCAUGUGGAGAUGAUUGCUUGAGUUGUUGUGGUUUUUGAUUAAAUGUUAGACAUUUUAAAGCAGUGAGUAUAUACUAGUGAGUGUACUGAUAAAAAACACUGGAAUGGCAAGCAUGUACUGUAUCUCCAUCUUAUCCUUUUUCACACUAAACAGCAUACACAGAAGUUGACUUUUGACAACAGGAGAAAAAUACUUUAAAUGCAAAACAUGGAAGUUAUAAUGCAGUUUUUGUGGAAACCAAGCCAGAGAAACAGUCACCAACAAAUGGCAUGAGCUGCUUCAUAAAGAAUGUCAGAAAGUAGAUUAGAAAUGUCUUGCAUUGACAAAAGGACAGUUUGGCAGCAAAAAGAUAGAUGAGAGAGGGAAUCUUAAUUAUACUAACAUGCUGAAUUAGUUCACCGUGCUGGAUAAUUCUGUUAGUGUCUAUAAAUGUUUUCAAUGAUUAGUUUGAAAUAAAUGAAUUAAUCAUGUUACUA
Molecule: messenger RNA, 3035 nt
Organism: Sphaeramia orbicularis (orbiculate cardinalfish)
Lineage: Eukaryota; Metazoa; Chordata; Actinopteri; Kurtiformes; Apogonidae
Gene: gpr173
Product: G protein-coupled receptor 173
Exons: 3
Coding region: 1333-2517 (394 amino acids)
Biological process (GO): G protein-coupled receptor signaling pathway
Cellular component (GO): plasma membrane
Molecular function (GO): G protein-coupled receptor activity
Source: RefSeq, a predicted model, not a curated record